AGGGCCUGCCCGGGCUGCGGGCCUUCUUCAGUUGCUGCUGGCUCUCUAGAGAAAGAGAACUCCCCGGUCGGGGAGCUGCAGCUGCAGCUGCAGCUGGGACGUCGCUGUCUCCCGGCAGGCCAUGGAUUCUUUUUCCUUCCGGGGGCCGUUCCGCCUCUUGGGCCUCCUGCUCUGGGGAGCUGCAGCUGCCAUGGCUUGGGCUGGGAUCUCAGCUCUUAGAACCCACUGGAACUAUCAGUAUUUCUGUGACAAUCCUUUCUUGGAGGUUCUGGGCUGUUUGGUAGUGAUCACAGCCCCACUGCUGCUGCUUACAGGGGGCCUGGCUGUAGGUGUAUCCCACUGGAACACUGGUCCCUGGCAAGGCAUGUUUCUGUAUGGGGUCAUGGUUCUGCUUUGCAUGGAAGCCUCUUCUGCUGUUUUGGCAAACACCGCAUCCUGCCAGAGAGACUGGGAAACACAUGUGCUGGAUGAUCUUUUCCGUCAGUAUGGAAACCAGUCUGACCCCAAGACCAGAGAUGUUGAUAGGCUCCAAGAAGAGCUGCAGUGCUGUGGGAUUCACAAUUACACAGACUGGAGGGUGAUGGGCAACUUUUCUGCUCCUACAAGCUGCUGCCAGAAGAUUUUCUUGAAUUGCACUGGUGCCUUAGUCUGCUCAGUUACUGUAUCAGGAGGGGUGUCUGCCAAAGCUGGAGCAGCUUCGGAAGAUUGUUCUUGGCCAGGUGUUUUGGUGCUGCAUCGGGGCUCUGGUUCUAGAGCUGCUUGCUGCAUUAACCAGUGGAUUUCUCGUGAAGCAGUCAACUAUUCCGGAUUAUCACAUCUUGGAGUCAGGCACAUUUUCCUAAAAGGGAGUUUUUCCAUGAAAACAGAGGAGACCACUGUUAUUUCAUGAGUAUAACUUGGGAUGAGCAAUGGAGCCCAGGUUUUCUGUGUUGUUUUAGACCCAUUCAGGACCUUGGGUCUUGAGGAAAGUUGGUGACGGUUUCCUAGCCAAGCUGGUUUACCUCCUCGUUAAAGUAUCCCUCAGUGGGCAGAAAUCUAACUCGGAAGCAUUAGAACCAGGCCAGACUGGUUGAAAUGGGGAGAGCUGGCUUUGUCUGGACAAUUAGAGUAUUGGGUAGGGGAUGGUUGAAAGAUAAGCUAGUGGGAUGUGCAAUUGAGUUCUCCUUGUCUAGAAAAGAGGUUCAUUCAGUGCCUAAUGCAACAUAUGGAAUCCCCUAUCUACCCCUCAACUUUUUUGAUAUUCCCACCCCUUGUUGCCCUUAUUCUUUCCCUUUCCUGUGUUCCUGAUUACUCCUUCCACUUGUUCCUUUUAUGCUGAAAUCCAAUAAAACAAGUUUAUACCAAGUUUUAAAAGU
This is a messenger RNA of Sarcophilus harrisii (Tasmanian devil), 1355 nucleotides long. RefSeq names its product tetraspanin-36-like. NCBI's taxonomy places the organism in Eukaryota, Metazoa, Chordata, Mammalia, Dasyuromorphia, Dasyuridae. Gene Ontology annotation, cellular component: membrane. The record is from RefSeq and is a predicted model, not a curated record.